UACAAACAGUACUCCUGCGGAUGACAACAGACUCCUUUGAAAACUAUGGCAUGGAUGAAUAAGGAACUCCACAAACAUCAAUUACAAUUCACCAUGUCCAUGAAGGAGAGCAUUGAAGAAUAUCAUUUGGAAAGAGCCUCAGGAGGUAAUGUUACUAGCACACCAUCCUGCAAAGAAGAAAUGUGGACAUCUCAUGAAAUCAGUGGAGAGGAUGACUCUAACAUUAUGGGGAAAAGUAAUGUUGAUAUGGCUUCUACAAUCCCACCAUCAGUUCCAUCUCAAAUGGCAACAUCUUUGAAGGUGAUUGAACAGGAAGAAUUUGAAGAUUUUCUGCAAGAGUAUUGUAGAACCCAUAAGGAGAACAGCCCUAACGCACCUUACUUGAAAGAAGAAACCAUGGAAAUGAAAAUGGAAGAAGAAUCUGAUGCCAUGAAGUAUAAUGGAGACAUGGAUGUCUCUAGAGAUGAACACCACAUAAGUCACACUGAAAUGAAAAGGGGUGAAGAGGCUCAUCUUAAAAACAACGGAGACAUGGCCUCUACAGAUGAAUACCAAACAACUGAUACGGCUGACGAGCCAAACCUGUGUACCAUUUGUGGAAAGACCUACUCAACAAAAGCCUGUCUGUCAAUUCAUCAGAGAAUCCACACAGGGGAAAAGCCAUACCAGUGCAACAUGUGUGGUGCAGCUUUUAUCGUUAAAAGUAUUUUAACACGUCACCAGAAAGUUCAUACUGGGGUAAAGCCUCAUCAGUGUACCACUUGUGGAAAGGCAUUUGCCGAUCAGGGAACUUUGAAGAGUCACCAAAGAAUCCAUACUGGAGAAAAGCCUUACCACUGUUCUACAUGUGGAAAGGACUUCACACUGAGAACUAAACUUAUUUACCACCAGAGAACACACAGUGGAGUGAAGCCAUACCAUUGUUCUACAUGUGGAAAGGACUUUGCAUUGAGAGAUGCACUUGUUUGCCACCAGAGAACACACACUGGAGAAAAGCCAUACCCGUGUACUACAUGUGGGAAGACCUUUGCACACGGAUCUGCUUUAGUCCGUCAUCAGAGAGUUCAUUCUGGGGAGAGGCCAUUUAACUGUAGAAUGUGUGGGAAAGGGUUUAAAUGUCAAUCUGCUGUUACAAGCCACGAGGGAAUCCAUACUGGAGAAAACCUUUACCAAUGCACAACUUGUGGAAAAGGCUUUACAAAGAAAAGUAGUUUAAAAACUCAUCAGGCAAUUCACAGUGAGGAAAGGUCACACAAGUGCAGCACAUGUGGAAAGGCAUUUACUGAUCUAACAUCUUUAAAGAGUCAUAUCCAUCAAGUACAUGCAGAAAAGCUUUACCAGUGUCCCACCUGUGGAAAAUGCUUAUAUUUUGCAAGUGAGUUACUAAGCCACCAAAGAAGUCACACUGGGGAAAGGCCUUUCCAGUGUACUACAUGUGGAAAGGGCUUUGUAAGUAAUGGACAUCUCAAGAGGCAUCAGAGCGUCCACACUGGGGAAAGGCCUUACCAGUGUACUGCAUGUGGAAAGGGCUUUGCAGAUAAACAUCAUCUGAAGAGACACCAGAAAAUCCACAUGGUCCACCAAUAAUGCCAAUGUCCACUGAAGCUGAUUGUGCAUAAGGCCAAACAUUUGCUGCUAUGACCCUGGCCAAUGUACAAGAACUGUGCUAUUCCUGAACAAGACUUGCUGUACAAGUGGCUUAUACCUGUAUAUACUGUACAUACACAGGUAGGAACGCAAUCUCUCUGAAUUACCACAUACAUAUGUAGCUUUAUUCUCUGCAUAUACAAGUAUGUAUUCCCAAAAGCUAUAGUGUUACACGUAUGUAUUCCCUGAAAUUGUAGUGCAUUGUCCUUGCCUUUUAGAAAUGUGUUUUUUCCUCGUCCAUAAUGCUUCCUUUUAUGAAAUAAAGUUAUUCUGUUAUAA
This is a messenger RNA of Engraulis encrasicolus (European anchovy), 1926 nucleotides long. Its product is annotated as zinc finger protein OZF-like. Gene Ontology annotation, biological process: regulation of transcription by RNA polymerase II. NCBI's taxonomy places the organism in Eukaryota, Metazoa, Chordata, Actinopteri, Clupeiformes, Engraulidae. Gene Ontology annotation, molecular function: RNA polymerase II cis-regulatory region sequence-specific DNA binding; DNA-binding transcription factor activity, RNA polymerase II-specific. Bases 46 to 1587 code for a protein of 513 amino acids. The record is from RefSeq and is a predicted model, not a curated record. The transcript has 3 exons. Gene Ontology annotation, cellular component: nucleus.